AUGACAGAAAACGGUCACAGCCUGGUUUACCGCAAAAGAGUACGUUGCACCUGCGAAUGGGAGGUAAAGUUCGGUUAUGGCGUAGCUUUCACGCUGGCCGUCUUCGAGGCGAAGCGUCUCCUCGUGAUCGUCUUGGAGAUAUUUGCAGAAUGGCAGGUGAUCCGUAUCGCAGGUGGUUUCCAGCCGGUUGCCCUUACCUUGGUAGACGUGGCUCUAGGAUUACCGUGCGCCCUUAUCAUCGUACGCGCUAUACGCAGGCGCAAAUCGAAUCUUUAUUCAAAGACUAGGCGGGUGCUGAAGUGUCUUUUGAUAAUGAUAAUUACAUGUAUUGCUAUGAACACAACGACAUUAGCUUCGAUAGGAUAUCACGUUAGUGUAAAACAAGAAACUUUAAUCGAUAUUUUCAACGUUUCCAUGCAUCUGUAUACCACUGCUGCGUCACAUAAAUACGCGAUCGACGAGAUCCAAUUUGUGUUACAAUGUUGCGGUCAUUCCUCUUAUACUGAUUGGUUUCUCUUCGACUGGCAGAAAAUAGAUUACGCAUCUCGAGAGGAAAUGGAGCAACAAAACAGAAUUUCGGACGAAGACUACAGAGGUCUUGGAGUCCCUUUUAGCUGCUGUAACUUGCACGCUGUGGCACCUUGCAUGCACUUAGAAAUGACAGAUGACAAAACAAUAAAUGUGAACGGCUGUGUAGAAAUCAUUAGUCCCAUUCUUCUUAGAAUCGUCAUAGUCGCUUACGUUAUGACUAUUACUUUGAUCGUUAUGCAAGUGCUAUUGGCCUUUUUAAUUACUAGAGUAUGUUUAUCUUGCAUAAUCUAACUUAUG
Molecule: messenger RNA, 828 nt
Organism: Acromyrmex echinatior (Panamanian leafcutter ant)
Lineage: Eukaryota; Metazoa; Arthropoda; Insecta; Hymenoptera; Formicidae
Cellular component (GO): membrane
Source: RefSeq, a predicted model, not a curated record